CACGCUGCUGCAACGGCGAAGAGGUGUUGAGUUUGUUUCUUAAGGUUUGCUUAGGGAUUCGGUUUAUGGUCUGACAGCAGUGUUCAUCAUGCCCGCUUAAGUAUCAUAGUUAAAAGAGCUGACAUGGCGGAUUCCACGGAGUUAAAGCUGGAUUUCACUCUGAAAGAACUGACUCUUUCCUGUCAGUCUGAUGAUGUCGAGGUGCCCGGCAGCUCGUCCACCGUGGAGCUGCGGGCCGACAAACUGAUGUGUGUGGAGUAUCCGGCGGUGGUCACCAGUGUGGACAAGAUGCUGGAGACUCUCGGGGGGGAACAAGCAGUGUCCAAAACCUUCGCUCACCCCAACAGGCGUCUUGAGCUGCGUUACCGACCUCAGGACCCUUUCUGUCACUCGCUCUGUGGAAAUCGCUUCCCCUCAAGCAACCUCCUCCUCAGAGUGCGGCGGCGGGUUCGAAAAAAGGACCCCAAGGAUGCUGAGAUUCGUAUGGAUAUACUCGGAGUCAUAGCAACAACAUAUAAGUUCCAAGGACUGGCAGACUUUCAGUGCCUCGCUGUGCAUUCAGAGGGUGGAAAAGACACGUCUUUGUACGACAAAAUCAUCCUCCGCAAAUCAGAAAAUCAAGAGUUCUUUGAGAAGCCCAUGCCAUACUUUCUCCCCCCGGCCAUCUUCUCACGCCUCGACAGUCCUGUGGAUUACUUCUACCGGCCUGACAUCUUUCACAACCAGCUGCCCAUCAUCAAGAAAACCUUUAUUGGUUUGAAUCGCGCCCGUCGGCCACACAACGCCAUUUUCGUAAGCUUCAGUGAUGCCACUGUGCCCACUGAGUGCCUCGAGGCAGCCAGGAUGAACUGGACACGAGUCUGCGUGAAGGAGCAUGACAAGCAGGUUGAAGAACAAAUGAAAAAGAUGUUUGAGAGCCGGCCCAUCUGGUCACGGAACGCAGUCAAGGCCAACAUCAACAUCCACCCUGAUAAACUGAAGCUGUUGCUGCCGGUCUUCGCCUAUUACAUGGUGACAGGACCGUGGAGAAGUCUGUGGGUGAGGCUGGGCUAUGACCCACGAAAGAGCGCAGACUCAAAGAAAUACCAGAUGCUGGACUUCAGGAUCCGCUGUAGCACCAAGUACGGGUAUUCAUCAUCGGACAUGCCAGUAAAAGCCAAGAGGAGUGCCCUGAACUACAGUCUGCCUAUCACAUUCAACAAGGCGGGUCCCCAGCCCGCCAGUGUGAUGGAACUUCCAGCUCAAGAGGGUCCAAGCACCAGUCGAGAUCCAGUCCCAGUCACAUACCAGCUGAAGGAGUCAUCUUACAUUUUCAGAGACGGCAUGCUGCCUCCCCACAGACAGAUGUUUUACCAGCUCUGUGAUUUGGAUGUGGAAAGUAUCAAACAGGUGGUUGAGCAGAACAGCGGUAAUGAGCAGGGGUGUGACGAGCGGGACGGCUGGUGUGUGCUUGGCACCACUGACAAGCUGAGGGACAUAAUCUCAGCCAUGAUCAAGAAGGUCACCCGAGUCCAGAAACCAACAUUGCCAGAAAUCCCCAAGAAACGCACACGCUUAGGAGUGAGUUCAAAGUUCCCAGGGAGAGACUCGGAUGCAGAGGAGGAGCUGCAGGACGAUGACAACAAGGAUGAUGAAGAGGAAGAUGAGGAGGAUGAGUUUCAGCCAUCGGAGGGAAGCGAAAAUGAGAUGGAGACGGAAAUUUUGGAUUACAUUUAACAAAAGACAACCAUUUUGAUGACAUUAAUCUUGACUGUUAAUAUUUGCUAUUAUUCGUUUUUGUAAGACGUGCUACGUAUGAAUUAUUUUUGAGUGAAAUGUAAAUAAAAAUAUUGAGUAUUUCUAAUGUUGU
Chelmon rostratus (copperband butterflyfish) is the source of this 1849-nucleotide messenger RNA. It is a transcript of the gene gtf3c5, whose product is annotated as general transcription factor IIIC, polypeptide 5. The transcript is spliced from 11 exons. Lineage: Eukaryota; Metazoa; Chordata; Actinopteri; Chaetodontiformes; Chaetodontidae. Gene Ontology annotation, biological process: transcription initiation at RNA polymerase III promoter. The record is from RefSeq and is a predicted model, not a curated record. The coding region runs from base 124 to 1716 and encodes 530 amino acids. Gene Ontology annotation, cellular component: transcription factor TFIIIC complex.